Messenger RNA from Glycine soja, 264 nucleotides. Its product is annotated as precursor of CEP3-like. The record is from RefSeq and is a predicted model, not a curated record. The coding region runs from base 1 to 264 and encodes 87 amino acids. Gene Ontology annotation, biological process: nitrate import; regulation of root development; root development. Lineage: Eukaryota; Viridiplantae; Streptophyta; Magnoliopsida; Fabales; Fabaceae. Gene Ontology annotation, cellular component: extracellular region. The transcript has a single exon. Gene Ontology annotation, molecular function: hormone activity.
AUGGCUCAAAACAAGUUCCUCUUGUCUUUGGUUUUGCUUGCAUUGAUCAUUUUCUGCCAAGGGUUCCACUCCAUUGAGGGAAGGUAUCUCAAGUCUGGUGAAACCAUCAAACAUCAAAUGCAUAGUGGCAUUUCAACAACAAAUGUAGCUGACGUGUCUCCACCAACGCCACCCUCCGCGGCGGUUCCAGGUCGUGACGUUGAUAAUUUUAGACCCACCGCACCGGGUCACAGCCCCGGAGUUGGACACACCGUUCACAACUAA